AUGAAUCACCUCCCAAUCAUUACUGACCUGGGGAUCACGACCCUGGACCUGGCAGGUGAGGGGGUGGGCGGGAGUAAUAUGAAAUGUGUGUUGUGAAAGGUAAUAUGCACUGUAUAAAAUAAUGUAUUGUGUAUCUAUGACAUUAGUGAGUGUGUAUAUCAGUGUGUAUAUUAGUGUUAAUAUUAGUGUGUAUAUUAGUGAGUAUAUUAGUGAGUAUAUCAGUGUGUAUAUUAGUGUGUAUAUUAGUGUGUAUAUUAGUGAGUAUAUUAGUGUGUAUAUUAGAGUGUAUAUUAGUGUGUAUAUUAGUGUGUAUAUUAGUGUGUAUAUUAGUGUAUAUAUUAGUGAGUAUAUUAGUGUUUAUAUUAGUGUGUAUAUUAGUGUGUAUAUUAGUGAGUAUAUUAGUGUGUAUAUUAGUGUGUAUAUUAGUGUAUAUAUUAGUGAGUAUAUUAGUGUUUAUAUUAGUGUAUAUAUUAGUGUGUAUAUUAGUGUAUAUAUUAGUGAGUAUAUUAGUGUUUAUAUUAGUGUAUAUAUUAGUGAGUAUAUUAGUUUGUAUAUUAGUGUGUAUAUUAGUGUGUAUAUUAGUGAGUAUAUGAGUGAGUAUAUGAGUGUGUAUAUUAGUGUGUAUAUUAGUGUGUAUAUUAGUGAGUAUAUUAGUGUGUAUAUUAGUGAGUAUAUUAGUGAGUAUAUUAGUGAGUAUAUUAGUGAGUAUAUUAGUGUGUAUAUUAGUGUGUAUAUUAGUGAGUAUAUUAGUGAGUAUAUUAGUGUAUAUGUCAGUGUGAUUGUACCUCUAUAUGUGUGUCUGACAGAGAACAGUAUCAGUCUUAUUUCCUCGCGGGGUUUCUCUGGUCUUCCCAACCUGGAGAGUAUAGACCUGAGCAAAAACCGACUGGAUGAUGACUCACUCAGCCACCACCUCUUCUCUGUAAGUUUCACCAGCUUUACACCCCUACCCUGCUGUAUGAAAGACCUGCUGGAGAGUAAGGGUUGGGGGCUCGAGAUCUCUAGAUAAGUAACUAGAUUAUUAUUACAUUACAAGACCAGGGCAGUCCUGCAUGAGUCAGCAUAUUCCUAUAAUGGUAGCUGGUAACUGGCUGACAGUAACUGAGUCAGUAUAUUCCUAUAAUGGUAGCUGGUAACUGGCUGACAGUAACUGAGUCAGUAUAUUCCUAUAAUGGUAGCUGGUAACUGGCUGACAGUAACUGAGUCAGUAUAUUCCUAUAAUGGUAGCUGGUAACUGGCUGACAGUAACUGAGUCAGUAUAUUCCUAUAAUGGUAGCUGGUAACUGGCUGACAGUAACUGAGUCAGCAUAUUCCUAUAAUGGUAGCUGGUAAUUGGCUGACAGACCUCAGAUCCUGAUCAAGGGGCUGGACUACAGCAGGAGCACAGACUCUGGUGCACUGGCUUCCUCUUAAGAGAUCGGCUAAGUGUGUGUGUGUGUGUGUGUGUGUGUGUGUGUGUGUGUGUGUGUGUGUGUGUGUGUGUGUGCGCGCACAUGUUCAAGUGAAAUAUACAGUACAUGACUACAGCCAAUGGGCUUGAGAUGAAAAGAGGAGAUUAUUUUAAGAAGAAAUGAUUUUAUGAUAUCCGUUCAUCCAGUAAUGACAGAGGCGGGAGGAACAGGGCAGAGUUACUGGGAGAGUGACACAGCUCAAUGGUUUCACUGGGUACAGAUCAACCAGACCACACCAAUACAGGCUCUAAAUAAAGACCAGGGUCAAGCUAGAUUUACAGAAAAGGACCGUUUUAACGGUCAUCUAAACCGAUGCAGGUUUUUCUUAAAUGUAUCUCCUCUCUACUUCCUGGUAGAAUCUGACCCGGCUGAGGAGGCUUAACCUAGAUGAUAACCAGCUGACACGGAUCCCACUGCUGCCACCAUCACUGGAGGAGCUCAAGAUGAAUGACAACAAGAUCACCAGACUCACACCUCACAGCUUCAAAGGUGUGUGUUUAUAUUUGUGGAAAUUGUGUUUGAGAGGGAGGUUGAAGGUUGAUUUAAUCACCUGUAUGUAACGCACACACUUCUUUGUGACACUCAUAUGUAUCAGUAUGUGUGUGUGUGUGUGUUUUUAUAUGUGUGUGUGUGUGUGUGUGUGUGUGUGUUUGAGUGGCCUGAGUGGCGCAGUGGUCUAAGGCACUGCAUCGCAGUGCUAACUGUGCCACUAGAGAUCCUGGUUCGAAUCCAGGCUCUGUCGCAGCCGGCCGCGACCGGGAGACUCAUGGGCGGCGCACAAUUGGCCCAGCGUCGUCCAGGGUAGGGGAGGGAAUGGCCGGCAGGGAUGUAGCUCAGUUGAUAGAGCAUGGCGUUUGCAACGCCAGGGUUGUGGGUUCGAUUCCCACGGGGGGCCAGUAUAAAAAAAAAAAAAAGAUAUGUAUUCACUAACUGCAAGUCGCUCUGGAUAAGAGCGUCUGCUAAAUGACUAAAAUGUAAAAAUGUAAUGUAUGCGUGAAUGCGUUUAUAUGUAUGUGUGUGUGUGUUUGUGUGUGUGUUUAUGUGUAUGCGUGUGUGUGUUUAUGUGUAUGCGUGUAUGUGUGUGUGUGUGUGUGUGUGUUUAUGUGUAUGUGUGUGUGUGUCCCAGGUCUGUUCCAUCUGUUGUCUUUGGAGCUGGAGGAGAACCUCUUCCAUGACGGCAACAUGUCCCCUUUGACCUUCAAGCCGCUGAGGAGGGUCCAGUACCUGCGAUUGGACUCAAACAGGUUCCGCUCCCUCCCCCUCGGCCUGCCCCGCUCCCUACAGGUCAGAGUCUCCUCAUCACCAUCCAGAACAUUCUUAUAAUACAUUCUUGUGUGUUUCUAUAUUAUGUGCGUCUAAACAUCUGUGUGUGUGUGUGUGUGUGUGUGCGUGUGUGUGUGAGUGUGUGUGUGUGUGUGUGUGUGUGUGUGUGGUGUGUAGGAGCUGAGGAUGCGUGAUAACCAGUUACAGGAGGUACCAGAAGGGGUUCUGAGUGAAUUGGCCAAACUGAGAGUACUGGACCUUAGUCACAACCUGCUGCAUGAGGGCGACAUCUCAAACCGGGCCUGGGUCAAACUAACGUGAGUUCAAUGAAUAAAUGAAUCAAUAAAUCAAUCCACCCACCCAUCCAAAAAGGAAUUAACGCAGGUUCAUAUGACACAAAAUGCAUCAUACCGGCUGUAUUUCUGUAUUUUGAAAGUUAUAUAUCUUGAUAACUUGAUUGCUGACAUACAAAACAUUUUGGGACUGUAUCAACAAUGGAUUAAAGAAACAUUUACAAUUUGUUACAGAAUGUUUUGUAGUACCUAUGUCACCCACAGGAGGGAGAACUGUGCUUGCGAAUCAGCACCUCAGAUUUUCCUGACUCAUUCUAUUUUAUGUAAAAUCAUUAAUGUUCUGCUAGUGCUGAUGUACACACACGGGUUUGUGUGUGUGUGUAUGUGCGUGUAUGUGUGUGAAUUCCUGCUGCUUAGUCAGAUAAGCAUCUCUACAGAACACAGGGUUCAAACCUGUCAUUAUCACCUUGACAGCUACACACGCACACAUGCAUGUCAAAUCAAAUCAAAUCACAUUUUAUUUGCCACAGGCGCCGAAUACAACAGGUGUAGACCUUACUUACAAGCCCUUAACCAACAACGCAGUUUUAAGAAAAAUAAGUGUUAAGUAAAAAAUAGAUAAGUAAAAAAUUAAAAUAAAAGAUAAUUAAAGAGCAGCAGUGAAAUAAAAUAACAGUAGGGAGGCUAUAUACAAGGGGUACCACUACAGAGUCAAUGUGCAGGGGCACAGGUUGGUCGAGGUAAUUGAGGUAAUAUGUACAUUACAUAGAUAAUAAACAGAGAGUAGCAGCAGCGUAAAAGAGGGGGUGGGGUGGGGUGACAAUGCAAAUAGUCCAAAUAGUGAUUAGCUGUUCAUGAGUCUUAUGGCUUGGGGGUAGAAGCUGUUAAGAAGCCUUUUGGACCUAGACUUGGCGCUCCGGUACUGCUUGCCGUGUGGUACCAGAGAGAACAGUCUAUGACUAGGGUGGCUGGAGUCGCAUAAAUUUUUUAGGGCCUUCCUCUGACACCGCCUGGUAUAGAGGUCCUGGAUGGCAGGAAGCUUGGCCCCAGUGAUGUACUGGGCCGUACGCACUACCCUCUGUAGUGCUUUGCGGUCAGAGGCCGAGCAGUUGCAAUACCAGGCAGUAAUGCAACUAGUCAGGAUGCUUUCGAAGGUGCAGAUGUAUAACUUUUUGAGGAUCUGAGGACCCAUGCCAAAUCUUUUCAGUCUCCUGAGGGGGAAUAGGCUUUGUCGUGCCCUCUUCACGACUGCCUUGGUGUGUUUGGACCAUGAUAGUUUGUUGGUGAUGUGGACACUAAGGAACUUGAAGCUCCCAUGUUGAGGAUCAGCGUGGCAGAUGUGUUGUUACCUACCAUUACCCACUGGGGGCGGCCUGUCAGGAAGUCCAGGAUCCAGUUGCAGAGGGAGGUGUUUAGUCCUAGGGUCCUUAGCUUAGUGAUGAGUUUUGAGGGCACUAUGGUGUUGAACGCUGAGCUGUAGUGAAUUAAUAGCAUUCUCACGUAGGUGUUCCUCUUGUCCAGGUGGGAAAGGGCAGUGUGGAGUGCAAUAGAGAUUGCAUCAUCUAUGGAUCUGUUGGGGCGGUAUGCAAAUUAAGUGGGUCUAGGGUUUCUGGGAUAAUGGUGUUGAUGUGAGCCAUGACCAGCCUUUCAAAGCACUUCAUGGCUACAGAGUGCUACGGGUCGGUAGUCAUUUAGGCAGGUUAUCUUAGUGUUCUUGGGCACAGGGACUAUGGUGGUCUGCUUGAAACAUGUUGGUAUUACAGACUCAGUCAGGGACAUGUUGAAAAUGUCAGUGAAGACACUUUCCAGUUGGUCAGCGCAUGCUCGGAGUACGUGUCCUGGUAAUCCGUCUGGCCCUGCGGUCUUGUGAACGUUGACCUGCUUAAAGGUCUUACUCACAUCGGCUACGGAGAGCGUGAUCACAUUGUCAUCCAGAACAGUGGAUGCUCUCAUACAUACAGUGGGGAAUAAAAGUAUUUAGUCAGCCACCAAUUGUGCAAGUUCUCCCACUUAAAAAGAUGAGAGAGGCCUGUAAUUUUCAUCAUAGGUAUACGUCAACUAUGACAGACAAAUUGAGAAUUUUUUUUCUAGAAAAUCACAUUGUAGGAUUUUUAAUGAAUUUAUUUGCAAAUUAUGGUGGAAAAUAAGUAUUUGGUCAAUAACAAAAGUUUCUCAAUACUUUGUUAUAUACCCUUUGUUGGCAAUGACACAGGUCAAACGUUUUCUGUAAGUCUUCACAAGGUUUUCACACACUGUUGCUGGUAGUUUGGCCCAUUCCUCCAUGCAGAUCUCCUCUAGAGCAGUGAUAUUUUGGGGCUGUCGCUGGGCAACACAGACUUUCAACUCCCUCCAAAGAUUUUCUAUGGGGUUGAAAUCUGGAGACUGGCUAGGCCACUCCAGGACCUUGAAAUGCUUCUUACGAAGCCACUCCUUCGUUGCCCGGGCGGUGUGUUUGGGAUCAUUGUCAUGCUGAAAGACCCAGCCACGUUUCAUCUUCAAUGCCCUUGCUGAUGGAAGGAGGUUUUCACUCAAAAUCUCACGAUACAUGGCCCCAUUCAUUCUUUCCUUUACACGGAUCAGUCGUCCUGGUCCCUUUGCAGAAAAACAGCCCCAAAGCAUGAUGUUUCCACCCCCAUGCUUCACAGUAGGUAUGGUGUUCUUUGGAUGCAACUCAGCAUUCUUUGUCCUCCAAACACGACGAGUUGAGUUUUUACCAAAAAGUUCUAUUUUGGUUUCAUCUGACCAUAUGACAUUCUCCCAAUCCUCUUCUGGAUCAUCCAAAUGCACUCUAGCAAACUUCAGACGGGCCUGGACAUGUACUGGCUUAAGCAGGGGGACACGUCUGGCACUGCAGGAUUUGAGUCCCUGGCGGCGUAGUGUGUUACUGAUGGUAGGCUUUGUUACUUUGGUCCCAGCUCUCUGCAGGUCAUUCACUAGGUCCCCCCGUGUGGUUCUGGGAUUUUUGCUCACCGUUCUUGUGAUCAUUUUGACCCCACGGGGUGAGAUCUUGUGUGGAGCCCCAGAUCGAGGGAGAUUAUCAGUGGUCUAGAAUGUCUUCCAUUUCCUAAUAAUUGCUCCCACAGUUGAUUUCUUCAAACCAAGCUGCUUACCUAUUGCAGAUUCAGUCUUCCCAGCCUGGUGCAGGUCUACAGUUUUGUUUCUGGUGUCCUUUGACAGCUCUUUGGUCUUGGCCAUAGUGGAGUUUGGAGUGUGACUGUUUGAGGUUGUGGACAGGUGUCUUUUAUACUGAUAACGAGUUCAAACAGGUGCCAUUAAUACAGGUAACGAGUGGAGGACAGAGGAGCCUCUUAAAGAAGAAGUUACAGGUCUGUGAGAGCCAGAAAUCUUGCUUGUUUGUAGGUGACCAAAUACUUAUUUUCCACCAUAAUUUGCAAAUAAAGUCAUAAAAAAUCCUACAAUGUGAUUUUCUGGAUAUUUUUUCUCAAUUUGUCUGUCAUAGUUGACGUGUACCUAUGAUGAAAAUUACAGGCCUCUCUCAUCUUUUUAAGUGGGAGAACUUGCACAAUUAGUGGCUGACUAAAUACUUUUUUUCCCCACUGUACUUCAGUGUUACUUGCCUCAAAGCAAGCAUAGAAGUGAUUUAGCUCAUCUGGCAGGCUCGUGUCACUGGGCAGCUCGCGGCUGUGCUUCCCUUUUUUAGUCAGUAAUAGUUUGCAAGCCCUGCCACAUCCAACGAGCGUCGGAGCCGGUGUAGUACAAUUCAAUCUUAGUCCUAUAUUGACUCUUUGCCUGUUUGAUGGUUCGUCGGAGGACAUAGAGGGAUUUCUUAUAAGCGUCCGGGUUAGAGUCCUGCUCCGUGAACGCGGCAGCUCGACCCUUUAGCUCAGUGCGGAUGUUGCCUGUAAUCCAUGGCUUCUGGUUGGGGUAUGUACGUACGGUCACUGUGGGGACGACGUCAUCGAUGCACUUAUUGAUGAAGCCAGUGACUGAUGUGGUGUACUCCUCAAUGCCAUCGGAAGAAUCUCGGAACAUAUUCCAGCCUGUGCUAGCAAAACAGUCCUGCAGCUUAGCAUCUGUGUCAUCUGACCACUUCCUUAUUAACCGAGUCACUGGUGCUUCCUGCUUUAGUUUUUGCUUAUAAGCAGGAAUCAGGAGGAUAGAGUCAUGGUCAGAUUUGCCAAAUGGAGGGCGAGGGAAAGCUUUGUACGCAUCUCUGUGUGUGGAGUAAAGGUGGUCUAGAGUUCUUUUCCUCAGGUUGCACAUUUAACAUUAGGUAAAACGGAUGUAAGUUUCCCUGCAUUAAGGUCCCUGGCCACUAGGAGCGCUGCCUCUGGAUGAGCGUUUUCCUGUUUGCUUAUGGCCUUAUACAGCUCAAUGAGUGCAGUCUUACUGCUAGUAUCGGUUUGUGGUGGUAAAUAGACAGCUACGAAAAAUAUAGAUGAAAACUCUCUUGGUAAAUAGUGUGGUCUACAGCUUAUCAUGAGAUACUCUACCUCAGGUGAGCAAAACCUUGAGACUUCCUUAGUAUUAGAUUUCGUGCACCAGCUGUUGUUUACAAAUAUACACAGACUGCCACCCCUUGUCUUACCGGAGUCAGCUGUUCUAUUCUGCCGAUGUAGCGUAUAUGCCACCAGCUGUAUGUUAUCCAUGUCGUUGUUCAGCCACGACUCGGUGAAACAUAAGAUAUUACAGUCUUUAAUGUCCCGUUGGUAGGAUAUCCGUGAUCGUAGGUCGUCUAUUUUGUUUUCCAAUGACUGUACGUUGGCUAAUAGGACUGAUGGUAGAGGCAGAUUACUUGCUCGCCGUCGGAUCCUUACAAGGCACCCCGACCUACGUCCACGAUAUCUUCGUCUCUUUCUCAUGUCUGUAGAAUAUCCUUUGCGUCUGACUCGUUGAAGAAAGAAUCUUCGUCCAAUACGAGCUGAGUAAUCGCUGUCCUGAUAUCCAGAAGCUCUUUUUGGUCAUAAGAGACAGUGGCAGAAACAUUAUGUACAGAAUAAAUUACAAAUAACGUUAAAAAACACACAUAAUAGCACAAUUGGUUAGGGGGCCGUAAAACGUCAGCCAUCUCCUCUGGCGCCAUUAUAGAAUCUGAUAGACUGUGACAGCUGACCCUGUGUAUUCAUGAGAACAAAUGUGUGAUGGGAAGGAGGAAGGAAAGGGUAUAUUGUAAGUGUGUGUGUGUGUGUGUGUGUGAGUGUGUCCUUUGUAAACAUAGUGAAUUCCAGUGGGUUUAUCCCCUGCUCCGUGGGAUCCUUGCGAACCACAGCAAGAGCUUCGGGAGAAAAUACACAUUGUCUGAGAGAGAGGAGAGAGAGAGAAAGAGAGGGGGGAGAAAGAAAGGGUGUGUAAGAGUCGUGUUGAGGAAAAUAAGUUAGAAAGAGAAAAGAGAGCAUGGAUGAGAACAGAGCAGAAGGGAGGAGGAAGAAGAGAGGCGGAGAGAAACUGUGUGUGUAUAAUGUUGCCAAAGUGCCCGUAAUGUAAAACAGAUAAACUUAUCAGGUACUUCCUGGAUACAUAUUGACCGUGUUUAGCGUCAGGGCCAAGGGGUUAAUUUCAGGGGUUAUUUGGGUAGGGCACCUAGGUAGGGGUUGUGGUCCUCUGUAGCUCAGCUGGUAGAGCACGGCGCUUGUAACGCCAAGGUAGUGGGUUCGAUCCCCGGGACCACCCAUACACAAAAAAAUGUAUGCACGCAUGACUGUAAGUCGCUUUGGAUAAAAGCGUCUGCUAAAUGGCAUAUUAUUAUUAUUAUUAUAGGGGUUACUAGGGGUCAGAGGUUAAAUACAUGGUUAGAGUGCUGGCCAUCUGACAGGUUUAUGAAGGUAAAGGAAGGCCAAACUAAUACAACUCUCAUUAGUGUGGCAAGCAGGGCUCUGUUGAGAGAGGGAGACAGUUGUGUGUCUGAUGAUAGUUAGUGUACUAUAUCCUAAGAUAGAUGAAUGUUCUCACACCUUGUAAUGUAGUCCAUACUGACAGUAUGCUUGGAGACGGAUUUUCACACUUUGCUCCACAACGUUUUCAUUGUGUGGAGUCAGUAUUUCACCCAAGUCUGGGGGUCAGAGGUGAGGGGUGUGUGUGUGAGUUUGUGCCAGGGUUGGGGUCAAUUCCAUUUCAAUUCCAGCCAAUUCAGAAAGUAAACCAAAUUCCAAUUCCAAAUGUUUCUCAUUGAAUAGCAUUGAAAAUAAUUGGAAUUGGAAUUUCAGUGUACUUCCUGAAUUGAAUUUAAAUGAAAUUGACCCCAACCCUGGUUUGUUCCUGAGACUGCCUGGGCUUCAGGCCGUUCUGUGCCUGCCAGUCCCCUGCGGGGCUCAGUCUCCCACAUCAACUUGACUGAGCUUUGUGAGGGUCAGGGGAUGUGUUUAUGUGUGUAUGUGCAUGCGCAUUCUUGUGUGCCAUUGUGUGUGCGUGUGUGUGCAUAUGUGGGUGUGUGUUUGCCUGAGUGAGUGUAUGUGUGUGUGUUAAAUAUUACUUUUCUUGGCAAUCUUUUUUUAAUUUCCCCUCCUGAGCUUAGAGGAUAAAGAAGAGCAUUUCUGUAUUAAAGCUUCUCUUUCAUUCACCACAGUUCUUUCACCUCUGUCUGGGUCUCAGUCUGGCUUUUGUUUCACGCUUCCUCUCUCUCUUUCUCUCUCUCUCUCUCUUCCUUUCUAUCUGUCUCUGUCUCUGUCUCGCUGUCUUCCUUCCUUCCUUUCUCUCUCUCUCUCUCUCUCUCCUCUCUCUCUCUCUCUCUCUCUCUCUCUCCUCUCUCUCUCUCCUCUCUCUCUCUCUGUUUGCCUCUCUUUCUCUCUCUAUCGCACUCUCUCUCUCCCUCUGUUUCUCUUGCUCUGUCUCUGCCUCUCUGUAAAAGAGAAACAACUGCCAUCACCUCCAUUAUGACUACCAUCAACUACCAUUAUUUAUUUGUGUUUUCUGCGUGUGUAUGUGACAUACAGCUCCUAAGUUUGCCUGUGUGCAUGUGUUGGUAUGUGUGUAUGUACAGUAGGUGUGUUAUGUAACCAGGCCUCAGUAGUAGCUACUAUUAUCCAGGCAUAAAUCCUGGUGCAGUGAAAGCUGUGAAAUUAGCUGUACCUCCUCUAAGGCACAACUCCCUCGACUCACUUUCAUCUUUAUGCACGUGCACGCACACACACACACACACACACACACACACACACACACACUGACAUUAAUUUUUGUCUCUCCCACACACACUGACUUUAAUAUUUGUCUCUCCUUUGGAACCUGUCAGUCUAAAUCACCAAUAAUCUAAAUAACUCUGCAAUGUCUAAUGUUUAUCGUUUUAUGAUGUACUGUUUUAUCUUUUGUUUUAUAUGUAAUGUAAGUGCCUUAAUGUGUUUGGACUCCAGGAAGAUUAGCAGCUGCCUUGGCAGCAGCUAAUGGGAAUCCCUAAUAAAUACAAAUAAAUACAAAUCUCUGUCAUAUCCUCACCACCUACCCCCUUAAAUAUCUCCAUCAACUACAGCUCUCACCACUUAAGAGUACCCUGUCUACUGUACAUCAUCAUGUGUACAACUACUCUCCCUUACUGUAAAUCUAUAUUUGAAAUCUCUCAUACUUCUCCAGAUCACAGAGAUCAACGUGCCCUUGACAGUAACAUAAGCAAUGUGUUUCAGUUUGUGUCAAAGAGAGAGAGAGUACUUUUCAAUUUGUCCAUCGUAUUGUUCCAUUUGUUUCUCAUUAUGUGUGUGUGUGCGUGAGAGUGUGUGUAUGUGUGUGUGUGCGUGCGUGUGUGCGUGAGAUUGAGUGAGUGAGUGUGAGAGAGAGAGAGAGAGAGAGAGAGAGGAGAGGAUAGAGGGAGGGUAGAGGUGGAGAUAGUGAGUGAGAGAGUUUGUAGAGUAGAGAGUUAAGCUAUGGCUAGUGAUUUAGUUCGUUCUUGCGUCGUUAUCGCUCUCAGCGCGCUUCUCGCGAGCGCGGUCUCCGGUUCUCUCGCGGUUGCGCUCUUCUCUCCUCUCGCCCUCCUCGCGCCUGGCGCUCUCGCGCGCGGCCCGCGCCGCUCGCUCUCUGGGCUGCUCCUCUCCCACUCUCUCUCUGAGCUCUCUCUCUCUCGAGUCGUUUCUCGCGUCAUCCCCUCCCGAUCCUGCGUUUCUUUUCUCUGUUUUCUUUUCGUGCUUCGUUGCUUCGUCGCUCCUGCGUUCUUCUCUCCUCUCUCUCUCUCUCUCUUCUCCUCGCGCCUCUCGCUCUCUGCAAGACUGACCGGGUGGUUAGGGUGUGUGCGUUAGUGUUUCUGUUGGAAGGGGUGACGUUGCUGAGGCUAUAAAAGCUCUUAGCAGUUAUCAUAGCCGCAGGCUGAGCCAGGUUGGAUGAAGAGUCUGGUUCCAAUAAUAAGAGCACUGAUCAGAGGAAUACAUCCACUCUGUGUGUGUUUUAUGUACUGGACACCUACUAAAGGUGGGCCAUGGUUGUCCCCUAAGGCUUGCUGUCUUCGCAGAACACAACCCAUUCUGUGAGAGUGUGUGUUCUGGGUAGUGUGUUUUACAUUAUGUACAGUUCACGAGUGUGUUCAUGUUUGUUGGUGUGAUCGUGUGUUUAUGUAAGUCAUUCUGAAACUUAAUCUCUGUCACUAUCGCAUCAAAUAACUAAUAUCAAGUUUUACGAUGACACCAAAUUUGCUUGGAUGUUUUUGAUUAGUAAUGGCAACCUGGUUACAGCGUUUAAUUGAAUAGGCAUGAGGUAAUACCUGGCAUCAUGAUGAUGCUUCCUGUUAUUCAUGAGAUCCGUCUUAUCACAGUUAGUGGCUAGAUACUGUGGUUAUCCUGGCUAUCCUGGUUAGUGUGGCUAUCCUGGCUAUCCUGGUUAGUGUGGCUAUCCUGGCUAGCCAGGUUAGUGUGGUUAUCCUGACUAUCCUGGCUAACCUGGUUAGUGUGGUUAGUGUCGGUAGUGUGGUUAUCCUGGCUAUCCUGGUUAGUGUGGCUAUCCUGGCUAGCCAGGUUAGUGUGGUUAUCCUGACUAUCCUGGCUAACCUGGUUAGUGUGGUUAGUGUCGGUAGUGUGGUUAUCCUGGCUAUCCUGGUUAGUGUGGCUAUCCUGGCUAGCCAGGUUAGUGUGGUUAUCCUGACUAUCCUGGCUAACCUGGUUAGUGUGGUUAGUGUCGGUAGUGUGGUUAUCCUGGCUAGCCUGGUUAGUGUAGUUAGUGUUGUUACCCUGGCUAUCCUUGGUUGGUGUGGCUGUCCUGGCUAGCCUGGUUAGCCUGGUUAGUGUGUUUAGUGAAGCUACUGUGGUUAUCCAAGCUAUCCUGGUUAGUGUGGUUAUCCUGGUUAGUGUGGUUAGUGUGGUUAUCCUGGCUCGCCUGGUUAGUGUCAUUACCCUGGCUAGCCUGGCUAGUGUGGUUAAUCCUGGCUAGUCUGGUUAGUGUGGUUAGUCUGGCUAGUCCGGUUAAUGUGGUUAAUCCUGGCUAGCCUGGUUAGUGUGCUUAGUCUGGCUAGCCUGGUUAGUGUGGUUAAUCCUGGCUAGUCUGGUUAGUGUGGUUAGUCUGGCUAGCCUGGUUAGUGUGGUUAAUCCUGGCUAGUCUGGUUAGUGUGGUUAAUCCUGGCUAGUCUGGUUAGUGUGGUUAUUCUGGCUAGCAAGCAGCUUGCAUAAGCCUGGUUGUAUAACACUGGCAUGGUACGUCUCAGCCCCAGGCAAAUUAAACAGAGGAGACAGGGCGUGUAUGUGUUUGUGUGUUUGUGUGUGUGUGUGUGUGUUUGUGUGUUUUGUGUGGCAGAUACCAGCUCCCUCUCCUGGUUCUCAUUAGAGCUCAGCUCCCUGAGGAGGAACGGACCAUCAGAUUGA
Molecule: messenger RNA, 12732 nt
Organism: Coregonus sp. 'balchen'
Lineage: Eukaryota; Metazoa; Chordata; Actinopteri; Salmoniformes; Salmonidae
Source: the annotation of a GenBank genome assembly